Molecule: messenger RNA, 561 nt
Organism: Ruditapes philippinarum (Manila clam)
Lineage: Eukaryota; Metazoa; Mollusca; Bivalvia; Venerida; Veneridae
Product: galactoside 2-alpha-L-fucosyltransferase Sec1-like
Exons: 1
Coding region: 1-561 (186 amino acids)
Biological process (GO): carbohydrate metabolic process
Cellular component (GO): membrane
Molecular function (GO): galactoside 2-alpha-L-fucosyltransferase activity
Source: RefSeq, a predicted model, not a curated record
AUGAACACAGGAAGCAAUGUAUCACUGCAUGGAUACCUUCAAUCAUGGAAAUAUUUCUACGAGGCGUAUGACGUCAUCAAAACUGUUUUCAAAUUUAAACAAAAAUAUUUGGACAAAGCACGAAACUUUUUAUCUCGUGUGUCACUAAAUGGCUACAAACGUGUUUGUAUUCAUGUUCGACGUGGAGACACUACCAUCACAGCAAAACAAAAAGAAGGUUAUGUUAAUGUCGGAAUAGAUUUCAUUGAAAAAGCAAUGUUCUUCUACAGAAAAAAAUAUUCAAAAGUUCAGUUCAUUGUCGUCAGUGAUGAUAAAGCAUGGUGUAGAAUGCAUAUAAAAGGAGCUAAUAUAAGUACUUUUACUGACCCUGGUGAAGACUUAGCUUUAAUGACUUUAUGUGAGGACUUUGUAAUAACAACAGGAACGUUUGGCUGGUGGGGUGCGUGGCUUUCAGGAGGAACAACAGUAUAUUACAAUAAACACCCAAGGCCGGGAAGUGCGUUAGCUUCUAGAAUGACAAAAGAGGACUUUUAUCCACCAAACUGGAUAGGUUUAUCAUAG